AUGGACAGUGACCCACGAGUGAGCGCCCUACAGUGGGAGGUGACGAAAGAGGCCUCGGCGUCGCCCAAGACGUGGGCAGAGCUGGCCCGCACCACUGCUGCGGCCGCAGCAACUAAUCCGGUGGAAAGAGUGAACGCUGUGACGCUGGUGUACGAGCGCGCCUUACGUGCAUUUGCCUCUUCCUACAAGCUAUGGAGGGCCUACAUCAGGUAUCGCCAGCAGGAGACCCGUAGGCUGUGUGGGCCGAGCGAGUGGUUCCAGGCUAUGCGCGAGGUUUAUGAGCGGGCGUUGGCAGAGCUUCCGACGAUGCCGAUGCUCUGGGUCGAUUACAUGGAGUUUGUCGUUGCCUCUGAAGUGCCGCGUGUGACAAUGACGCGGCACAUACUAGCUCGUGCCUUAGCAGCACUGCCAGCGACGCAACAUCAUCAUCUCUGGAGGGUCGCAAAGCGCUGGUGCGCUAUGCCCGUCGUGCCAAGUGCUACAGUACAGGCCGUCUGGCGACUUUACCUGUCCUUCCAGCGCUCGCUGCAUGCAAGGCGGGAAUACUUUCAGGUCCUCGUGCAGAAAGGCGACUUCAAUGCGUUCUUGCAGGAGUGUGUACACCUGGGGCUGCCCAACAAGUUGGACAAGGGCGCCGUCGAGCAGCGUGACUUGCUCUUUGGCGACGUGAGCUUUUGGGAGACGGUGCAGACGGCACUGCAGAGUAAGGGCUGGCGCUUCACAGGCGAUAUUGACCCGCUGCGCGAGCUGGUCGCCCUCGGAAAACAGCGCUGCGCCUCCCCGGUCGAGCUCUCAAUGGCCUUUGCCAUUUUCCUUUACGGUCAGGGAAACAUGCGAGAGGGACGACAGGAACUUCAGGGGCUUCUAGACGCGGCACCUGAGGCGCAGACGCUGACUUCGCUUUACCACCUUGCCGUGGAGGUGGAAGACCAACUCGUGGAGUCUUUCGCGGUGGACCCCAAUCUCAAGCACCUCGACGACGCCACGUACAAAAGGGUGGUGCAGCAUCUCUUUGGUGACGGCGACCCACUCAGCCACCUCGAGCGACUUGUGCACGAUUUUCCGCUGCUCCUCAACCAGGCGCAGCUCAGGAACAGCCCCCACAAUGCGGCACUGUGGCUGAAGCGUGUGGAGCUCGUGCAGGAGGACGUUUACGCAGGCCGCUCCACCUUUGACGAUCUUGUCGCACUAUAUCGACAGGCUAUUCAGCAGUGCACUGCGGGGAUGUCGCGUGUGGAUGGCGCGGCGGCGCAGCUGUUCUUUUCCUGUGCCCAGGCUCUCAUUCGUGGCGGCAAGCUGGACAGCGCUACGUUGGUGCUCAGUGAAGGGGCGUGGUACGUACCUUUUACCAGUGCCGCGCUCAACGUGCAGCUUCUUGGUCUUCUUGUGGAGGUUCAGCUCAUGUCUUCCGCGUCACCCUUGUCAGUGAGGGAUGCGCUGGCGGAGAGACUGACCAGCGGUGCUCGUAGUGGCGGUUCAAAGCGCGGCCGAAACGGGCUUCUGCAGUCGAAUGCAGCACUACCCCAUGUGGUACACCACCCACACGCAUGGAUCCUGUGGUGCGACGUGUGCGCUGCCUACGACGCGACCAAUGCGACCGCUUGGCAGAGCCUUGUCGAGACGCUUUCCAGCUCGCCUGCCUUCUCUGCUGAAGCCGCCUGCUAUGUAGCACACAAGGCCUACGUGUGCAGACAAGAGUCCAUUGCCGUCAUGGUGCUAGAGAGAGCCGUUGCUGCCACGCGGCAGCAACCUACCGCGCAGCUGUUUGUGCUGGAGCAGUACCUCUCCUUCCUGUACGUCCGUGACGGCGGGAAAGUGCCGCUACAUCAGUUUCGCGAGGUGUUCAGCCUCGUGCAGCAAGCCACCCCGGUCGCCAUACGCACUGCACCAUCGGCCGUCAUCGACUUGCACGUCAGCUGCGCUUACAUGGAGGCAGCGAUCGGCCUAUACGGGACAGCUGUCCGCAUGAUGCAGGAGAUUUCCUUAGUCGCUGUCGCGGCACUACGAGGGCGUGAUGAGUACCUCCGUAUCCUGCAGGCCAUACUUGAGCACUCGAUCACCUUCACGGAGCAGCGCAAGGGCUACGAUGCGGUACGCAAGUACUGCGGAGCGCUCGUUCAGCGCCUCCAGCACGCACUUCUGCUGCAGCGUGUUGCGCUUCACUGGGCCUCAAUCGAGAAGCGCUCUGGUAACACCGCACAGGCGCAUCUUAUCCUUGACGCGUGCGGGGACAGCCAGGACCCGUCCACGGAGCAUGGAGAGGUCUACUGGAGGCUGUGGGAGUCUCUCUGCACAAGUGUGGAGGAGUUUGAGAAGGUGGCUCGGCGUCGUCAGCAGGCCUCAAUGCGCUUCGGCAAGCGCGAAAGUACGAAGGGGUCAGGGUAA
Molecule: messenger RNA, 2385 nt
Organism: Leishmania braziliensis MHOM/BR/75/M2904
Lineage: Eukaryota; Euglenozoa; Kinetoplastea; Trypanosomatida; Trypanosomatidae
Exons: 1
Coding region: 1-2385 (794 amino acids)
Biological process (GO): mRNA splicing, via spliceosome; generation of catalytic spliceosome for first transesterification step
Cellular component (GO): U2-type catalytic step 2 spliceosome; post-mRNA release spliceosomal complex; Prp19 complex
Molecular function (GO): protein binding
Source: RefSeq, a predicted model, not a curated record